Messenger RNA from Lampris incognitus (smalleye Pacific opah), 1896 nucleotides. Its product is annotated as sodium/potassium/calcium exchanger 1-like. NCBI's taxonomy places the organism in Eukaryota, Metazoa, Chordata, Actinopteri, Lampriformes, Lampridae. Gene Ontology annotation, cellular component: membrane. The transcript has 9 exons. Gene Ontology annotation, molecular function: calcium channel activity; calcium, potassium:sodium antiporter activity. The record is from RefSeq and is a predicted model, not a curated record. Bases 1 to 1896 code for a protein of 631 amino acids. Gene Ontology annotation, biological process: intracellular calcium ion homeostasis; long-term synaptic depression; long-term synaptic potentiation.
AUGCAUCUGCCUCAGAGGAAGAGACUACGGCCGAGUCGCAUCCUCUUCUUUAUCUCAGGGUUAGUUUUAUGUUCCAUCUACAUGGUGACUCUCAAAUCCAGGCUCUCAGAACCACACAGCUCCAUCCAGACGAGGGAAUUUCCUGGAUCAGGUGAGGGUGAUGCCGUUCUAAAGGUCCAUGUAAGAGAGGCGAUAGCACCAAAUAAAACAGAAGAGGAAAUUUUUCCACCUGAGAGCACCCAAGAUCCUCUAGUGAUAAUCGUCAAUAGAACAGAUAUCGAACAGUGUAUUUAUGUGGAGCCAGAGCCUCCCAAGCCUCACCCUACUGAGCGCCCACCAACAACCGCUCCUCAACCCCCCACCAUCUUCACCCCACAUCGGAAGAAUGAGUACCCCGAGGACCUGUUCUCCGUGGAACAGCGCAGACAAGGCUGGGUGUUCCUUCAUGUUAUUGGCAUGGCCUACAUGUUUGUCUCGCUGGCUAUUGUUUGUGACGAGUUCUUCGUUCCUGCCCUUGGUGUCAUCACCAACAAGUUGGAGAUCUCCGAUGACGUUGCAGGGGCAACCUUCAUGGCAGCAGGAGGCUCUGCCCCUGAGCUCUUUACCUCCUUGAUUGGGGUGUUCAUAUCUCAUAGCAAUGUGGGCAUCGGCACCAUUGUGGGCUCAGCAGUCUUCAACAUCCUGUUUGUCAUCGGCAUGUGUGCCAUAUUCUCCAGGGAGAUCCUCCACCUGACAUGGUGGCCGCUCUUCCGGGAUGUUUCCUUCUACAUCGUGGAUCUGAUUAUGCUCAUUGUCUUCUUCCUGGACAAUACCAUCCUGUGGUGGGAGAGCAUCAUGCUGUUGAUGGGAUACAUUUUCUAUGUGGGCUUCAUGAAGUUCAACAUCCAGAUCGAGCAUUUUGUCAAGACCCAGAUCAACAAGCACAUGAGUAUCGUCAAGGUUUGGACCACGGACGAGCCAGAAAGGGUCCGUCCCACCUUGCAGCGAGGGGGCAGCUCCGCCUCGCUCCACAACACCUCCCUGAGGAGCACCAUCUUCCAGCUGAUGAUCCACACCCUGGACCCACUGGGAGAAGGAGGUAGAAUGGGUCCACACUCUGAGGAAUCCAUCUCAAAGCCUCCUAGCGAGGAGGAGCAGAAGGAGGCAGCUGCAGGAGGAGGGGGGGCAGGGGGCUCGGGAGGCAGCGAUAAGGAGAGCAGUGACUCCAGUGAGGAUGAUGAUGAUGAUGAAGACGCAGAGGGGGAGGAAAAGGAAGAGAAAGAGGAAGAGGAGAAUGAAGAACCAUUGUCUCUAGAAUGGCCGGACACCAGACGCAAGCAGGCCACCUACCUCCUCCUGCUACCCAUUGUAUUCCCCCUGUGGCUCACUGUGCCUGAUGUUCGUAACCCGGCAUCCAAGAAGUACUUUGUUAUGACUUUUAUUGGCUCCAUACUGUGGAUCGCUGUAUUCUCUUAUCUGAUGGUGUGGUGGGCGCAUCAGGUGGGUGAGACAGUGGGCAUCUCUGAGGAGAUCAUGGGCCUGACGAUCCUGGCUGCAGGAACAUCCAUCCCAGAUCUGAUCACGAGUGUCAUCGUGGCCCGAAAGGGCUUGGGCGACAUGGCCGUGUCCAGCUCUGUGGGCAGCAACAUCUUUGACAUCACUGUCGGCCUGCCGGUACCAUGGCUGAUAUUCUCCCUGCUGCACUCCGGCGAGCCGAUAAUGGUCAGCUCCAACGGGCUAUUCUGUGCCAUCGUGUUGCUCUUCCUCAUGCUCAUCUUCGUCAUCAUCGCCAUCGCUGCCUGUCGCUGGAAGAUGAGUCGCAUGCUGGGCUCCACCAUGUUUUUGCUCUAUUUUGUGUUCCUUGUCCUCAGCGUCCUCCUGGAAGACCGGGUCCUCAUCUGUCCUGUGUCCAUCUGA